AACUACCACAAACGUCAAAUGAAGAAAAUUUUGCGGCGACGUACGUGAAAAAGUGCGGAGAAAUUUUUUCUCCGAGUUUCGCAAGUUUUUUCGGGGCUUUGGAACAAUUACCCCGGACGACGGCAACGCGGAACCGUCUUGGCGGACCGAAACUCGAACCCAACAAGUGGCAAUGACGGAAUUCGGCGACGAAGUAAUCCGGUUGUUCCCGCUCCGGACUAUUCCGGAUGUGAUCCGGCUGUUCCGACAGCAGCUGAACAACCGGGACGAGGAACCGGACCUGACGCUGCUUUCGAUCGUGACCGGUCUGAUUGAACACUCGCUGACUACCAAGGUGUUGGAGAGUUCGGCGGCGGGAUCGGGGUCUGGAUCUGGGACGUCACAGCAGAAACACGGUCCGGAUUCGCAGCAGCCGCACAUCGAGGUGAUCAGCAAUUUCCCGGUCAUCAAGUACGACGUCAUUGAGGGUUUGUACAAGAAGUUCAAAAUGGUACUGUCCCCCAUUGAAAAGUUGCUGGUGAAGAAUACCAUGGACUCGAAGUUCGCUAGCAGGGAAAUUAUUAAGAAGGUGUCCGACAUAAUCUGGAACUCACUGUUAAGGAGUUCCUACAAGGAUCGGGCCCACUUACAGAGUCUGUACAGCUAUUUGUGUGGCAGUAAGCUGGAUUGUUUUGGGGUGGCCUUUGCAGUGGUGGCCGGUUGUCAGAUGCUAGGCUAUCGGGAUGUGCAUCUGGCCAUUUCCGAGGAUCACGUUUGGGUGGUUUUCGGGAAAACUGGAGAGGAAACGAUCGAAGUGACCUGGCACGGCAAAGGGGCCGAAGACAAGCGUGGACAGUCAGUAGCUCCCGGAGUAGAAUCGCAGACCUGGCUGUAUGUAGCCGGGAAUCCGGUGGUGUGUAGUCGGUACAUGGAGGUAGCGGCAAUCGUUUCGGCUAUCAAUCCAUCGCUGACGGCCACCAGUGCUUGUCUGGAGGUUGCAGAUUUGCAGCAGCAGCUCCUUUGGCAACUGUACGAUAUGGGCCAUCUAAAGAAGUAUCCCAUGGCGCUGGGCUGUCUGGGGGAGCUCGAGGAAGUAUCGCCUACUCCAGGGCGGAAAAGUUGCGAGGACCUGUACAAUGAAUCGGUUCGAUCGGCUCAGGUUCACUACAGGAACCAUCACGUUUAUCCGUACACCUACCAGGGAGGGUUUUACUACCGCAAGAAUAUGUACCGGGAGGCGUUUGCUUCUUGGGCCGACAGCAGCGAUGUCAUCAGACUGUAUAACUAUUCAAGAGAUGACGAGGAAAUCUACAAGGAGUUUUUGGACAUUGCGAAUGAGUUGAUUCCACAGGUGAUGAAACUGGAAAGCUCCGGCCAUUCGGCUAGAAGUAUCCUGAGGGAUUCGCAUUGCUUUGCGAAUUUGCUACGCUUUUACGAUGGUAUUUGCAUGUGGGAAGAAGGAAGUUUGACUCCGAUUUUGCACAUCGGUUGGGCAAAACCGUUGGUGGCGACGAUUGCCAAGUUCGAUCAUGACAUUCGAUCGCAGGUGAUCAUCAAGUGUGGUGAACAAUCGCCGCGGUCACUGGUGUGUCGUAUUAACGGUGGUCAUGAUAGCAUGAACAAUAACAACAAUAUCGUGAACAAAGUGGACGCGAAUUUGGAGAGCGUGAAGAAAGAAGAUAAGGACAGUACCCUGCCAAAAUCAUUGGAAGCCUUGGUGGGUAAAUGUGGUGAAAAGUUGUUGAAUCCGGAUUUCCUACUACAAGGUGGUGGGCAACCGUUCACGUCCGAGGAUGGUGAUCAAGUAACAACGACGGAGAUUAACGGUCCGGUUAAAAAUGGUAAGAAAGAAAAGUCUUGUAAAAAGGAAGAAAAUAGUAAGGUUAAAGUGGAACCGAAGAAGGAAUCGCUAGAGCUGGUGGAUUCGGAAGAUGGUGGCCCUAAGCGACCGAUGAUUACUUUGUACAGUCAAAAAAUGAAAGGUCUGAAGGACCUUUUGCUGACAGAGAAACUGAACACGAACGCGAUCUCUUUACAAAUUACGGCUCAGAGCCAGGUACAGGUGGGAGGGAAAAAGUCUCGGAACGCAGGAAGCAACGGACCAGCCGGUACCGGCCUCGUUUCCGGGGAGAACGAAGCAAAUACCCGUUCUAAACGGGCACGCAGGGAAUAAGAUCCUAGAUCGAUGUCCCGACUUUCGAAACGAAACAAUAAUGGAAACAUUCCUUACGCAAAACACAUGCAUGGUUCUGUUUGAAGCUUGAUCUGUUGUGAUUGUUUUACUAUCAGUACUCUUAGUACCAGUGACAGUACUAUUUAUAUAAGUGGUAUUUUUUUUCUUGCUAGGACGAGUCGGUGAACCUUCAAAAGGACACCUUCGUCUUUAAUUAUACGUGUUAGGGUUGAUAUUUCUUUUGUGCUCUUAUGUUUAUGCUAAACGAAAACUAUGUGAUGCCAUUUUUUAAAUCAUACCUAUUUAUAUUUUAAAUUGUUAACUUAUUCUAAUUCAAUAUUUCCUAUACAUCUGUUACUAUUGUUUCUAUUUAUAAUGACCAUUUGGUGGUUGUUGGUCUGCAUGGUUCCAUGGAAUGACGAUCAACCAAAGUUGAAUGUUUAUGUUAUUUCUAUCUGUAAACACAAAAGCCUGUACAGCACCGGUUUAUCCUUCCUAGUCUCGAUAUCAAUCUUUUACUUCUGUUCUGAACACUCGGCUUAACUCGAUUGGUUGCUUCAUCAGUAGCAUUAGAAUUUGAAGUACACUAACACAGGUACUUGCUAAAAUUGAGUAUACGUAAACCUUCCCUAAUUCGAAAUCAAUAUCAAAAUUAAUAAGUAAUGGGCAAAAUUGAACAAAAGAAAAAUUAGAUUACUCAAUAAUAACGAACGGGAAACACUAUAGUACAAAUCAAUCAGUAAGGCAAAAUUGAACCAAUCUCAGAAACAAAAACCAGGCGGUAUCAAAAUUCGCUUUUCGUAGAACAAGCUAAACAAAAUUGAUCAAAAUCAAAUCAAACACAGGUAGGUUAAAAUGUGUAGUUAAAUUUUUUUCGGAGAUUUAUAUCUUUCAGAAGAUCAACAAAAAUCUAUAAACUCUUAGGGACAUACAAAACGAAUCGGGUACCUCAAAAUUAUGGAAAAAAGGUCUUCGGUUUUCAAAAAAAAAAAAGAAAUUUUUAAGUGACAACUUCCGCUGUAGUAACACUUUUUUUUAAGAACCGAACAAACCAAUCCAGCAAGUUGAAAAAAGUAUUUAUACAGAAGGAGUUGAAGGUUUGAGAAACUCUUGGCAAUAAGUAAUGUGAAUUACAUAUUGACUUCAAAAUAUCGUAAACACUAGAAGAAAAAAAUAGAUGAAAAUGAAACUUCUAAAAAAGAAACAAAAAUUGACGCAGACGAAUCUAAAUUCUCCUUGAAAAUAUUAUUCCAUUCGUUCCUUGACCUAAACUUAAACCAAUAGUUGAACUUUUGAUUUUUGAUUUCCACCCUCUUAUAACUUUGAGAAAUAACUGAUGUUUCUGUCUUAGUUCUAUAAAUACUUAAAAAUUUCUUGAAAUCGGUUUCCUUAAAUAUUCACACCGUGAACAAUGUGUGAUUCGAGCAAAUAUGAAAUCACAUCAGUUAGGUUCAAAGCCACAUUUAUCAUAUUAGGUAAGAUUUAUCAAAUCAAACAAUUAUUAAACUAAAAUCAAAAUGCUUCUACGCUCCUCAAGCCAAGUUUUAGCAGCAUCACACAAAGGAAAGGAGAAACCAGAAAUCACAUCUCGCAUAAUGUACGGUAUUUGUUAAACCUCUGAGCAGAAUGUUGCACAAACAUACACAAAACAAAAUACACAGUAGGAAUAUAUAAAAUCGAAACAACAUAGACCAAGGCGGAGGCGGAGUGUCAUAAAAUACCGUAGCACUUGCAAUAGGCAUUAAUACUAAUAAUAAUAACAAAUAAAAAUAACAACAGCAGAUACAAAAAAUAAAUACACAAGCUUGAAUCAAAAUAGUACAUUUAAGUUUUACGAACUGAUCAUAGUUGUUAGUCUAUUUAAAAAAUAAUUCGUCUGUUUUUUAAUUGAAAAAAAACCUUAGUAACUUCGAUCAGUCAGCAAAGAGUAUAACACACACAAAAAAGUACAAGACUAGGGUUUGUUUUUAAUUCAACGAUUCCUCACCACUCACUCAGUAGGCAUAUAUGAGCAAAAGAUAACAAGAUAGUCAAACCGCGGUUAAGCCGUAGCCAUCCUGUUAAAAUACUAAAACACAUAGUAGGUACAUCGUCAUCUCAUCAGAGGCUACCUAGAUUGUACAAAUUCACAUCAAUAGAACCCUAAAACUUAUAUGAAAUACCUAAAUUAAAAUGGUAACCACUGGCAACGUGAAACACAAUUCCUUAAUGUUGUUGAACACUGAAGUUUGUCAUCCUGUCUUGAUUGUGGAGGCUUGUUUGAAAAAAAGGUUUAAAUUUAAAUUUUUUACUCUUUAAAAUAGUUACAGAAAAAAAACGCUUCUUGUUUAUUGUAGUGAAAACUCUUAUUGUUCCAAAAUACACGUGUUUGUUGAUUCAUGAUAAAAGGUAACAAAAUAACCCCCCUUUUCACAUAUUCAUCAACUUGAUUUAGUCAAAAAGAAAACAUUGCAAAAUCUUUCAUCCGUAGUUCUUGCAUAUAGGGAAGCAUAUUUCCAUUCUCAAACAAAUAAGUAUAUAUUUUUGUAAAAUUGUAAAAUGUUGAUUAAUCAAUGCUAUUAGUGACUAAAAUAUAUAGUUAACUGUGAUCAUAACAGAAAUUGUAUCAACCGAUCGAUGAUCGUUUGCGAUCUACAUUGGUUGGUUGAAAUUUAUUAAUCACAAAACACAAUACACAGCUCGAGAAUGUACAGGAACCUUAAUACUGAAAACUGAACACUGAAAUUUACAAAACAUACACUACAAAUUAGCUCUAAACAGGCAGUAAUAAAUAAUGAAAAAAAAAAUUGAAAAAUAAACACUUUUGAGCAACAUCUUAAAGGACACUUUGAAGAUGUCAGUUGACGGAAAAAACACAAUAUGAAAAUUCUUAUAUAUUUUUGAGAUACUAUUCAUAUAUUUAUAUACAUAAAAGUAAUGUGUAAUGAAUAUUAAGGAGAAGAAUAAAAAACAAAUAAUAUUAGCAACUGACUUAAAAUUGAAAAAAAAAACACAAAAAGUUAUGAAAACGGAAAAAUGUUAAACCAUUUAGAAACAACCUAGCGAAUCACUGUAAUAUUGAAAACAAUCCUUUAACAUCUUUUUCAUUUUGGUUUCAAACUGUGAUUACUAAUGAUUUUUGUUUCUCCAACUAUAUAAACUCUUGAUAGUUUAGCAGUUUAUCUCCAUAUAGUUGAAAAUUGAUGUUGACAGUUGUGACAAAAUGAUAUGUUGUUUUACCGAUAUAUUUGAAAAUCGACAGAAAAUUAAAAAAAAAAAGAAAACAAAAAACAAAACGGAAGUUUAUAUUUCGGUUUUUACAGAAGCAAAAAUAUUCGGUCCAAACCCUUAGAAGAAAAGCUUGUUAAAUAAUCGAAGUGAACUCAUAACGCAAUAGACACAAACAACAGAGAGUAAAGGUGAUUUCUUUUCUUUGCAACACUAUAAUCAAAACGGAAGACACAAACACAACCUUGUAGUACCAAACAGUACGUAUGCAAUACAAUAUCGCGUAAAUCGCGGAUGAAACCAGACGGCUGAGAAAGCAGCAGCAGAUCGGUCAAUUUAGAGAUUCGAGUAACAUAUGAAACAAUCAUUCAUGAAAGAUGAAAUCAUCUCUAGACAGAUAAAUUACCUACAUUAUUAUGUUAGUUUUAAAAGUUGAAACUGUUGAUGGGUUUCCGUUCAGUCUUUGGAAUUGCUUCGUCCCCUCAAUUUCUGCUAUUCAUAAAAAAAACUGUUAGUUUCAUCAUAAAACAUAAAAGUACCUAAACCUUUUUGAUUUGAUCGAAAUGUCUGAGGCCACAUCAUAUAAUCAGCAAAAAAGGGCGGAAUUCGUGUUGAAUAGGUAAAGAAUAAAGAAGGGCAAUAUUCUGUACGACUGAACGGAAACCAAUGAUGGUAAAAUAGAACUCUACAAAACACCCACAACUGAAUAAGCAAAUGAGAACUGAAAGUUUUGAAUUGUAUAUGAGACGUAUAGUAUGUGAGAAUUCACGAGUAAGAUAGUGCAACCGUUUCCCGAAAAAAAAAUGCUAACAAGCGAAGCUGUUCUCCAGGAGUCUAUAGAAAAGAAAGGCAAGCACAAAAAGCCCAGAAAAAAAGUUUGAACCAGCUACAUCUAUGGGAAAUAAACAAACAGAAACAAUGGAUCAAAAACCGG
This is a messenger RNA of Uranotaenia lowii, 6293 nucleotides long. It is a transcript of the gene Mnn1, whose product is annotated as menin. Gene Ontology annotation, biological process: negative regulation of cell cycle; regulation of transcription by RNA polymerase II; negative regulation of cell population proliferation. Gene Ontology annotation, molecular function: transcription cis-regulatory region binding; chromatin binding; Y-form DNA binding. Lineage: Eukaryota; Metazoa; Arthropoda; Insecta; Diptera; Culicidae. The transcript has 3 exons. The record is from RefSeq and is a predicted model, not a curated record. Gene Ontology annotation, cellular component: histone methyltransferase complex; chromatin; nucleus. The coding region runs from base 173 to 2152 and encodes 659 amino acids.